Messenger RNA from Cylicocyclus nassatus, 420 nucleotides. The record is from the annotation of a GenBank genome assembly. NCBI's taxonomy places the organism in Eukaryota, Metazoa, Nematoda, Chromadorea, Rhabditida, Strongylidae.
AUGACCACGCCUACUCUCGUACAGGCAGAACGUGGCCAAGAAACUAUUACGGAAAAUAAGAAGAAAAGAACCGUAAGACAGAUUAAACAUCAAGAACAGGAGCAGAAACUUACUCGCGACUCUAACGGAAAUAUAAUCAAGGAGGAACCAAAGAAGAAAAAAUCUACUACUUCACGUAUUUGGUCAUUGCUUCUCCAAGUGCUCAGUAAAAAACCAAAUUUUUAUAGACGCAGCCGAAAGGCUUCAUACAACUUCGACGAUAGCUUGAGCCAAAAAGAGGAGCCGGCUAAAAAGCAUUGGUGGUGGCGCACAAACAAUGCAGAUGGAAGGGAACGACGUCUCUCCGCUAUCCUCGCUAAAAAUGAAGAAUCCACGAAAGAGGAUUUACCAGUUCGUUACCGCUCUACAGACUGCCUUUAG